Messenger RNA from Cajanus cajan (pigeon pea), 2198 nucleotides. RefSeq names its product scarecrow-like protein 15. NCBI's taxonomy places the organism in Eukaryota, Viridiplantae, Streptophyta, Magnoliopsida, Fabales, Fabaceae. The record is from RefSeq and is a predicted model, not a curated record.
CUCAUGUGGUGCAUGGUGAUACAACAUGCAUGCACGAUGCACCCUUGACCAUUGAUAUGUUAUCCAUGCAUAUAUAGAGAUAGGCGAUAGUAGAUAGAUAGAGAGAGAGAGAGAGAGAGAGAUAUUAAGUGUAACUGAGCAGGUCCUCUCUUUACACGCAAAGAUAAAAAGGCAAGGAUCAUAGGAAGCAAAAGCCCUCUCUCACUCUCCCCAAGCAAAGUAGCGAACAAGAACAACUCUAUUGAGAAAGCCAGAAAGGCAUCAGUAUCACACCAAAGCUUUUCCUUCUCUUAGCGAUGAGAGUUCCCUCAUCCCCACAACUCACCCAAAACCUCCUCCUCCACUCUUCUCCCAACACAAGCACAACCACCAACCCAACCACCUUCACCUACGAACCCACCUCAGUCCUCGACCUCGGCCGCAGCCCCAGCCCAGAAAAGAAACCCUCUGCCCCAAGACCAGACCCCCAACACAACAACAACAACAACAACAACACCAACAACCUCGACCUGGACGAACAUGUCUUGCCCAAUUUGGAUUGGUGGGAUUCCAUCAUGAAGGACCUAUCCUUGCCCGAAGAGUCCCCCACGCCUCUUUUGAAAAAUAAUAACAUAAACGCAUGCAUCCCUGAUUUCCCACCCUUCGACCACCCCCCAGACUUCACAACCUCUCUCUCGGAAAUAUACACGAACCAAAACCUACCCUACACCUACACCUUGGAGCAAUCCUUUCACGACCUCAACCAGCACAACAACAACUGGGAUUUCAUCGAAGAGCUCAUACGCGCCGCCGAUUGCUUCGACACAAGCCACUUCCAAGUGGCGCAAGCCAUACUGGAGCGGCUAAACCAACGCCUCACACGCUCCCCCAUGGCCAAGCCGCUCCACCGAGCCGCGUUUCACUUCAAAGACGCACUUCACUCCAUUCUCUCCGGUUCCAACAGGACCCGACUCUCCUCCAUGCUCGAGAUCGUUCAAACAAUCAAAACCUACAAGGCCUUUUCUGGAAUUUCACCCAUUCCCAUGUUUUCAAUCUUCACCACCAACCAGGCCUUGCUCGAAACCCUAAACGGAUCCUCCUUUGUACACGUCAUCGACUUCGAAAUCGGCCUCGGGAUCCAAUACGCCUCUCUCAUGAAGGAGAUCGCCGAGAAGGCCACCGGCGCCUCCACGCUCCUCCACAUCACGGCCGUCGUGCCGGAGGAAAGCGCCGUCGAGAACCGCCUCGUCCGCGAGAAUCUCAACCAGUUCGCGCACGACCUCGGGAUCCGCGUCCAGGUCGAUUUCGUGCCGCUGAGGACGUUCGAGACGGUGUCGUUCAAGGCGGUCAGGUUUCUCGACGGGGAGAAGAUCGCGGUGCUGCUCACGCCGGCUAUCUUCUCCCGCCUCGGCGCCGGCGGCGCCGCGUUCCUCGCCGAGGUGAGGAGGACGGCGCCGGGAGUGGUGGUGUUCGUGGACGGCGAGGGGUGGACGGAGUCCUCGGCGGCGGCGUCGUUCCGGCGCGGCGUGGUGAACAGCCUGGAGUUUUACUCGAUGAUGCUGGAGUCGCUGGACGCGGCGGUGGCGGCGGGGGGAGGCGGCGAGUGGGUGAGGAGGAUCGAGAUGCUGCUGCUGCGGCCGAAGAUCUUCGCGGCGGUGGAGGGCGCGCGGCGGAGGACGCCGCCGUGGAGGGAGGCAUUCUACGGCGCCGGAAUGAGGCCGGUGCAGUUGAGCCAGUUCGCGGAUUAUCAGGCCGAGUGCUUGCUGGCCAAGGUGCAAAUCAGAGGCUUCCACGUGGACAAACGCCAUGCUGAGUUGGUGCUUUGCUGGCACGAACGACCCAUGGUUGCCACGUCAGCUUGGCGGUGUUAGAAUAAUAUUAAUAAUCAUACACACAAUACAAGACACCACAACCUGCUUAAUUAGACAUGUGGACUUUAUUAUCAAGUUCACUUCACAAACAUUGUAGUUUAACUUUAAUUUAGUUCGUAACAGAUAAUUAAAAAUACAAAAAAAAACUGGAAAGUACAUAAGCUUGUGUUUUUUCCAGACUUUUUUGCUUUUUGUACUGUAGAUAAAUUGUGGGGGUGUCUGUAUUUAAUUUGUUUUGAGAUGAGGCAUGUAAUAUUGCUGGAUACAUGCAUUACAGUUUCGGUCUUGUUAUCAUAAUGAACCUGUGGCUUUUCUAUUUGGGAAAUGAAUAGUUCUAUUCUAUCUUUA